AUGGAAACUAGGUAUAUCGACGACCAAUUCGGGGACUUGGUCACUGGUACGCUCCCAACAUACAAUCCUGUAAAUGGUUGGACACAGGGUGCGGACUGUACUGGGUGUGGAUUUCAUCCAGAUGCUCAGCGAGCAUUUAAUCAAUCGUGGUAUGAUACUACGCAUCAUACGACCGACGAGACAAGGUCAGUUCAAUUCGGCUUCACAGGUACUUCCCUGGAUGUGUUCUGCAUAAUCCCAAACCCCUCCAAUCCAGGACUCACUUCGACCUACAAUCUCACGUUUGAGCUGGAUGGCCAACCCCUCGAGCAAACGUUUACACAUGAAAGCGACUCGUCAAAUGUCUUUUUGUUUAACACCAGUGUGCUGUCCUUGGAAAACUUGACCCUGGCUCCUCAUAUGUUCGUCAUGCUGGCCGCAUCGACGGUUGUCAAUUCGACAUUGCUGUUUGACUAUGCGAUGUAUACGUGA
Lentinula edodes (shiitake mushroom) is the source of this 471-nucleotide messenger RNA. RefSeq lists its product as uncharacterized. The record is from RefSeq and is a predicted model, not a curated record. The transcript is spliced from 2 exons. Bases 1 to 471 code for a protein of 156 amino acids. NCBI's taxonomy places the organism in Eukaryota, Fungi, Basidiomycota, Agaricomycetes, Agaricales, Omphalotaceae.